Manis pentadactyla (Chinese pangolin) is the source of this 1011-nucleotide messenger RNA. Its product is annotated as olfactory receptor 2AJ1-like. Gene Ontology annotation, molecular function: G protein-coupled receptor activity; olfactory receptor activity. The transcript is spliced from 3 exons. Gene Ontology annotation, biological process: G protein-coupled receptor signaling pathway. Gene Ontology annotation, cellular component: membrane. NCBI's taxonomy places the organism in Eukaryota, Metazoa, Chordata, Mammalia, Pholidota, Manidae. The coding region runs from base 1 to 1011 and encodes 336 amino acids. The record is from RefSeq and is a predicted model, not a curated record.
AUGAGCUAUGCUGAGCCAUUUGGUCACAAACCAAGUGAAGUAGAGGAAUUAAUUAUGGGACAUGAGAACCACACUUUCAGCAGUGACUUCAUUCUUUUGGGACUCUUCACAUCUUCUCAAACAAGCCUAGCUUUCUAUUCCCUUAUAUUCAUCGUUUUCCUGAUGACUGUAGCAGAGAACACAGUCAUGAUCCUCCUGAUCCACAGGGACUCACACCUCCACACCCCAAUGUAUUUCCUGCUCAGCCAUCUCUCUUUUAUGGAUAUCUUGCACAGCACCAACAUUGUUCCCAAAAUGCUCACUGACUUUCUGUCUGACAGCAAGACUAUUUCAUUUGCAGGCUGUGGCUUCCAGAUAUUUCUGUCCAUCUCCCUCCUGGGGGGUGAGUGCUUUCUCCUGGGAGCAAUGUCCUAUGAUCGCUAUGUGGCCAUCUGUCACCCACUGCGGUAUCCCAUUCUUAUGAAUGAGUAUGUCAUCGUUUUCUUGGCCGGAGGAUCCUGGAUUGUCGGGACUCUCAAUUCUAUUAUUCACACAACUUAUGUCCUCCACUUCCCCUUCUGUGGCUCAAGGGCCAUCGAUCACUUUUUCUGUGAAGUCCCUGCCAUGUUGAAGUUGUCCUGUGCCGGCCUCUACACUGACACAUCUGUCUUUGAGUACGCCAUGUACACCUGCUGUGUGUUAAUGCUCCUGGUCCCACUUUCCCUCAUCCUGAACUCCUAUAGUCUCAUUCUGGCUGCUGUUCUCCAGAUGCAUUCUGCGGAAGCCCGUAGAAAGGCUUUUGGCACAUGCUCCUCACAUUUGGCUGUGGUGGGACUGUUUUACGGAGCUGCCAUUUUUUCCUACAUGAGACCUAAAUCUAAUAGGUCAGCUAACCAUGGCAAGGUUGUGUCAACAUUUUAUACUAUCUUCACCCCUGUGCUGAACCCCCUCAUCUACAAUCUGAGGACCAAUGAUGUCAAGGGAGCCCUGACAAGGCUUAUGGGCCAGUGUCCUGCCUUAAAUAAUAACUGA